GAGCUGGGCGUCCAGGAUCCUGUGGGUUUUUGGGACCCAUUAGGACUUGCGGCUGACAAGGACAAGGCCACCUUCAAUCGCCGCCGAGCAGUGGAGCUCAAGCAUGGGCGCAUCGCGAUGUAUGCGACCAUUGGCUACAUAGUCCCGGAGUACUUCCGCUGGCCAGGCUUCCUGUCCCCCUCGUUGGGCUUGAAGUUCUCCGACAUGCCCAACGGCCUUGCAGCUCUUUCCAAGCUGCCCGUGCUGGGUGGCGCUCAAAUCAUCGCAUUCGCGGGCCUCAUCGAGACGACAGGCUUCUUUCAGGCGGCCUCGACCACCGAUGGCCGUGGUCCGCGCGAGGGCCAGUUUUCCAUGAAGGACUCUACCGAGAUUGGCGAGCCGGGAAAUUAUGGCAUCGGCUUCCCGAACUUCCUUGGCAAGGUCGAGGAUCCAGAGGCACGCAAAACUAAACUUGCGGCCGAGCUGGCGAACGGCCGCCUGGCGAUGAUGGCGAUCAUCGGCAUGUUCUUCCAAGACGGUCUUACAGGAUCUGCCUGGGGAGACUGGAGCACAUACACAGCGUCCCCCCUGAGGGCUUACGACCCCUCGGAGGAGGUCGGGGCCAUGCCACCUCUGGGCUUCUUCGACCCCUUGAACUUUUCCAAGCCGGGCCGACCGCUGGGCGUGUACCUCCAGGACCUGAGCGAUGAGGAGAAGUUCGCGUGGCUUCGCGCGGCGGAGCUGAAGAAUGGCCGUGUGGCGAUGAUGGCGACUGUCGGAGCGGUGUUUCAGCACUUCGUGCGGCUGCCGGGCUUCGAGAGCAUGCCUGCCGGCAUCAAGGCCAUCGAAAAGGCUCCGGGGAGCUACGGCUUCGUGAUCCUUUGGAUCUUGGCCGGCGUCCUCGAGCUUGGGCCGUGGAGGCAGGUUGCGGACAAGGAGCGGAUCACAGAUCUGAGGAUGAUUGAUGAUAUCAGAGUGGAGGUCACGUUGGAAAACUCAGAAACGCAUCAGGAGCCCGGCAACUUUGGAGAUCCCAUGAACUUCAACCAGUACACCAAGGAGAUGCGAGAGCGGGAGAUCAACAACGGCCGCUUCGCCAUGUUUGCGGCCAUCGGCAUCAUCGCCGCCGAAAUGUACACAGGCAAGGAUGCCGUCGAGCAGUGGGGAUGA
Symbiodinium sp. CCMP2456 is the source of this 1149-nucleotide messenger RNA. Lineage: Eukaryota; Dinophyceae; Suessiales; Symbiodiniaceae. The record is from the annotation of a GenBank genome assembly.